AUGAAUACCUACCUAUCUUCAGGUAGUGCUAAUGAAGAUGUUCUUGAAGCAUCUUUUCAAAUUAGUUACCGUAUUGGCAAAAGUUGUAAAAAUCACACCAUCGGAGAAAAUUUGAUUUUGCCAAGCAUUAAAGAAGCAGUUUCUUGUAUGUUCGAAAAAGACUAUGUCAAUAAAAUAAAUGCUAUCCUGCUAUCAAAUGACACUGUCAGCCGUAGAAUCAAAGAUAUUUCUAAUGACAUUGAGGAGACACUACGAAAAGGCAUCAAUGAUAGUCAAUUAUUUUCAAUUCAAGUUGAUGAAAGUACUGAUGUUGCACAAUUAGCUGUUUUGUUAGUGAUUUCAAGGUAUUUGAAAGAAAAUGAAAGCGUAGAAGGGCUUUUGCUUUGCCAUCCUAUUACUGAAUUCACAACAGGUGCAGAUAUUUUCCAUGCUAUUAACUCUUACUUCAUCGAAAAGAGAAUAAUGUAG
Macrosiphum euphorbiae (potato aphid) is the source of this 468-nucleotide messenger RNA. NCBI's taxonomy places the organism in Eukaryota, Metazoa, Arthropoda, Insecta, Hemiptera, Aphididae. The record is from the annotation of a GenBank genome assembly.